Molecule: messenger RNA, 2634 nt
Organism: Cordyceps fumosorosea ARSEF 2679
Lineage: Eukaryota; Fungi; Ascomycota; Sordariomycetes; Hypocreales; Cordycipitaceae
Product: Armadillo-type fold domain containing protein
Exons: 1
Coding region: 1-2634 (877 amino acids)
Biological process (GO): ribosomal small subunit biogenesis
Cellular component (GO): nucleolus
Molecular function (GO): protein binding; RNA binding
Source: RefSeq, a predicted model, not a curated record
AUGGCGUCCUCCUCGGUAGCAGAGCUUCAACAGAAGCUUUUCAAGAGGAUUGGCAUCGAUACGCCAGCUCCUGCCAGGUCGCAGCGGGGGGCGGCAAGAGGUGGCAAAAGACCAACCACGAGGAAAGACCAGCGAAGAGCCCAAAGAGUGGAAAAGAGGUCGAACAGAUACGGUGGGCGACAUGCCUCGGAAAGCCGAAUCCAAGGCGAUAGAAACCCGCCAGCUCGGUUACCCACGAAACAAACAGUCUUUUCGCGACCGCCAACCCCGAAGUCCAUAGCCAAGAAAUUUCCUUGGGUACCAGACGAUGAUAGUGUGUCCGAGAACACGAGCGACGGCGCGGACGAUUUGGGCCUAGGCGAAAGCGGCGACUUUGACGACCCCGACCACGCAAUCGCCGCUGACAACGAGCCAAAGUUGAAAAAAAAGAUUUCAAAGUCAAUGCAAGAAAAGUUUGACCAAGAUGACGCUGAGAUUGAAGCGUUUGAGCGGAAAUUAGGCCUCAAAAAGGGGCGCAAGUCUCUGCCACAGUCUUUCAAAGAGGAUGGCCUUGGAGAAUUGUUGGGUGAUGUCGAAGCAGCCGGCUCCGAGAACGACGGGGAUGCGGACGAGCAAAAGCGGAAGCGUGACUAUGAUGACUGGCUCUCUUCUAAAAGAAGGAAAACGAUCAUUGGCGCUCCCUCAAUAAGAAAGCCUACGAAUCAGCAAAGCGAAUAUGACGACGACGAUGUGGCGGACGAUUUAGACUCUGAUUCGGACCUGCUUAUGCCAUAUGAUGUUAGCAUGGGCGAGAACGAGGAAGGCGGCUCCCCCGAAGACGACUCGUUUGCAGGGUUCGACUCUGAUGGCUCCGGAGAAGGAGAAGAAGAAGAAGAGGAGGAGGAGGAGGAGGAGCAGGAGGAGGCGAAAGGAGAAGAGCAUUCGACUGUUGCGCGUAAGAAGGAGAACCCCUAUGUCGCGCCGACCACCGGAAACGUUGUUGCAAGAUAUGUGCCCCCAUCACUUCGGAAGGCCGCUGGCACAGAAUCCGAGCAAAGGGCUAGGCUGCAGAAGAACGUUCAAGGUCUGGUCAACCGAUUGACUGAUGCCAACAUCCUCUCCAUCGUUCAAUCUAUCGAGGAACUCUACCAGAAAAAUGCUCGAGGAGAAGUCACGGAAAUCAUUACCGAUAUUGUACUGGCACAAAUUUACAAGCCUGAGCUUCUUCCAGACCAGUUCUUUGUGCUGACUGGUGGAUUUACUGCCGCAAUCUAUAAAAUUAUUGGCUCUAGUUUUGGCUCCCAUCUGCUCCGCCGUCUUGUUGAAGACCUUGCGCGGGACUACAGAAAGGCAGGCCAUGGUGAUGCCGAUACUAGACGAGAAGCUUCGAAUUUGGUGAACUUCUUGACUCAGCUCUACGUCUUCGAAGUUGUCAGCUGCAAAAUCAUAUUUGACUACAUGGAGAGAUUUCUGACCGAGCUUUCAGAGGUCAAUGUUGAGCUCCUCCUGCGUAUUUGCCGCAUGGCAGGUCGCAUGUUGCGAAGAGACGAUGCGCAAGCCUUGAAGCAUAUUGCCAGUGUGCUUAAUACCAACAUGUCCAAUGGUGGAUACGAGAAUGUGUCGGUGAGAACAAAGUUCAUGGUGGAAACUAUCAACGAUCUGAAAAACAGCAAGCCCAAAGGAAAGGGACUAGACUCGGCUGUCGUCUCAGAGCAUGUUGUUCGGAUGAAGAAACGUAUUGGCGAACUCAAGUCACAGUCUCGUAGACUUGACGGAUUGGCCCCCAUGGGUAUGAGCCUACGUGAUAUCGAGGGCGCCGAUACUGAUGGUAAAUGGUGGCUUGUUGGAGCCAGUGUUCCGGUCAAAACAAAGGAUUUGAUGGCAAAGGAGACAGAAGAGGAAUCAGACCAGUCCAUGACAGACGAUGAAGACAUGGACUUUGUGCUCCCAGACUAUCCACAAAAGGCUCGUUCACAGGGAUUCGGCACAACGGCCCAGAUAGCAAUCUUCACGGCCCUCAUGUCCGCCACCAACUUUGAGCAUGGCUAUCGGCAAUUUGUUAAUCUUAAGCUCAAGAAGGACGACCAGCUCGAGAUUGCUCGCGUUCUUGUCCAAUGCGUUGGUAGCGAGGUGGAGUACACCGAAUUCUACGCAUUGGUAGCAAAUCAAGCUUGUUCUAACAAUAAGCUCCGAUUUGCUUUCCAAGAUAGGCUCUGGAAAAUCUUCCGCGGCCUCGGCGAGUCCAUGUUUGGGGAUGAUGCAGACGAUGAGGAGACGGCGGAUAGUGAGCGAAUGAAAGAUCCGCGGCGGUUAGCCAACGUGGCCCGAUUCUACGCAUCUUUGGUUGCUGACGGCGCUCUGGGCAUUGCCAUUAUGAAGCCUCUGGAGCUACCUGAAGUCAAUAACUGGACGGCCGACUUUGUCGAGUACUUCCUGGUACAGCUGCUCGCUUAUUGCAAGGGGGAGAAAAGCAGCGACGAGGAUGUCAAGGUGGAAAAGAUCUUUGGAGCCGCGAGGCAAUUGCCGGCCGUUGCCGCCGGGCUGCAUUGGUUCUUGCGGAAAAAAGUGCGCAAAUCAAAACUAAAGGAAGCCAAGAAAAUGGAUCGCGUUCGGGAAAAGGCGCAGACUGCAGUUCAGGCGGUCGAAGUGGCGUAG